AUGUCCAGCCAUCUCCCAUCACUCAAACGGGCCCAGACGGAUCUCCCGCCGCACUCAUCUAGUCCACUGCGACACGGGUCCACGGCCUCGACAAACUCAUCUGCGUAUUCAGUUGCGUCAAGCUCUUUCGCCCCAAGUCGGACCAGCACGGUGUCUUCCAAUGCAUCGAUUCCGAGCACUCUAGGUCGUCAUCGAGGAAAAAGCGAAGUAACCCCCGUCAAUAUGGACACGAUUGGACAACCAGGCUGGUCAAACGCCGGGGACGCGUAUCGGAAUAUUCGACAAUCCUUGCGACCUCUCCAACAAGCGCCCAAUGUCUCGCCUUCCGGACCCAAAUCGGGCGCGUACCGACACUCGCGCAGCCAUACUGUCGACGACCAUCAAUUUUCAAAAGAGUAUCGACCAACCACCCCCGAGACGCCCCAUGUCCAUUUCAAAGAGAAUGAAUCCCCUCGCCACAGAGUAGCCGCAUUUGAGCCCCAGACACCUCCAUCGGCGGCCUCACCUCGGCACUGGUCGCCUAACCCCUCUCAAGGGUCAUCACGCCCGUCCUCGCCACAGAAAACACUGUCAAAUAGCCCUCAUCCACCACCGCUCACCACUGCCUUGUCUGCACCCGAACUAGAAACUUUUCAGAAGUCAUCAACGCGCCAUCUUCGAACCCUGUCGAAAAUCGCGCAGUCCGGCGAAACCGAGGAGUUUCAAUUCGGCACGACGACCGCAUCCGUGGUGGGUCUCCAGGGACGGCGACGAUUAAAGCGUGCAGAUUCGGUUGCGGGUGGAAGAAAUGGUGCAGUAUCUCCGGAGAAGCCCAAGGCGUCAUCGUGGGCCGCAGGAAACUGGAUGGACCAGCAACGGCAAUUUUUGCAAGCCUACGAGUACCUUUGUCACAUCGGAGAAGCCAAGGAGUGGAUUGAGAAUGUGAUUCAGAAAGAAAUUCCACCCAUUGUUGGAUUAGAGGAAGCUUUACGGGACGGUGUCACCCUGGCCGAGGUGGUGCAGGCCAUGUACCCGGAACGGACGCUCCGUAUCUUUCGACAUGCAAGGUUGCAAUAUCGCCACUCUGACAAUAUUGCUUUGUUUUUCCGUUUUCUCGACGAUGUUGAGCUGCCAGAGCUGUUCAGAUUCGAGCUGAUCGACCUCUACGAAAAGAAAAAUAUCCCCAAGGUCAUCCACUGCAUCCACGCGCUUUCUUGGCUGCUCUUUAAGAAUGGUAUGCUCGACUUCCGUAUGGGUAACCUUGUUGGUCAACUGGAGUUUGAGCAUCAUGAGCUCGAACAAACACAGAAGGGCCUGGACAAGGCGGGCGUUAGUAUGCCCAGCUUUGCAGGCAUGGCGGCAAACUUCGGUGCUGAGCCAGAGCCCGAGCCUGAACCAGUGGAGUCGGAAGAGGAGCGCAUUGACCGUGAACUGCACGAGAACGAGCACUUGAUUGCGGAAUUCCAAGCUCAAAUCAAAGGCGCUAUGCUUCGCUUGAAGCUUGGCAAUAUGAUGAACGACCUUUGGGAUUUUGAGCCUUUGCUUAUCGAAUUGCAAUCUCGUUUGCGUGGAGACUGGGCGCGCCAAAUUAGUCAAUAUCGACUAAGCAUGCGUCAGUUUGCCACUCAACUACAAGCCAUCAGUCGCGGGUUUAUUAUUCGUCGCCGUCAACAAGGAGAGAUGCAAUGGCGAAAGGCCCAAGAGUCCGAUAUUUUGCAGCUUCAGAGUCUCAUCCGUGCCUCCAAAGUGCGAUCUGAAGCGCGUCUCCUGCAGACUCGCGCCCGGCAAGACGAAUCUGGAAUCAAGCAAAUCCAAGCCGCCAUUCGCGGUGCAUUACGUCGGAGAGAUGUUGCCGACCAAUAUGAACAGACUCGAUAUGCCGAAAAUAAUGUUACGACCCUUCAAGCAAUGAUGCGUGGUGCUUUGCAACGAAAGCAAAUGAGUGUACAGUCUCGGGAGGUGGAGCAAGCCAGCAACCCCGUAAAAUCGCUGCAGGCAGUGAUUAGAGGAACUAUUGCCCGCCAACAUUUGUCACAAAUCAAGGCCUCUCUUCAACACGAAACUCCUUCUAUCACCUUCAUUCAAUCUGCAGCCAGGGCUCUGGCAUCUCGGACCCGCCAAUCGCAGCUUCUGGAAAGCCUGUCAAAGACCGAGAGCCAAUGUAUUGCUCUGCAAGCCUUGGUCCGAGGUGCAGCUGUGCGAGCAAGUAAAUCUGCCCUUCGUUCUGAGCUAUCGCAGCACGCAUCUUCUACCACUAUUCUCCAAGGGAUUGCCCGAGGAAAUGCCUUGCGAAAUUUCUUGGAGGGGCAGCAGAACUCUCUUAAGAAGGAAGAACACAUUAUCUUGGAUUUGCAGUCUGCAGCCCGAGGAGCGAUCGAGCGCCGGCACCUGGCUGCAGAGCGCAAAGCCUUAGAGGAACAUGAGCCUACCAUUGUGGAUCUUCAAGCGCUUACGCGGGCCGCAAUACAGCGUAUCGAAAUUGGCGGAAUUCUUGCCUGUCUUGACGACAGUGAAGAAGAGAUCGUCCAGCUUCAAUCACUUUCGAGAGCAAUGCUUGUACGGGUUGAGGUCGGCCAGAUGCUUGCUGACCUCGAAGCCGAUGAAGAUAUUAUCACAGAUCUCCAAGCCCGCAUCCGCGGUGUGAUAGUAAGAAACCGGUUUGAGGAGAGGCGCCGGCAUUAUAAUGAGAAUAUGGAGAAGGUCAUCAAAGCUCAGAGUGUCAUAAGAGGUCGCAUCCAGGGCCAAGCCUACAAGAGCCUGACUAGCGGCAAGAACCCACCUGUUGGUACAGUCAAAGGCUUUGUUCAUCUGCUUAACGACAGUGACUUUGAUUUCGAUGAAGAAAUUGAAUUCGAACGCCUGCGCAAAGUGGUUGUUCAGCAAGUCCGCCAAAAUGAGCUUGCAGAGCAAUACAUUAGCCAACUGGAUAUCAAAAUUGCGUUGCUUGUGAAGAACAAGAUCACUCUUGACGAAGUCGUCAAGCACCAGAAACACUUUGGUGGCCAUGUUGGGAAUCUCCUAUCCAACACUGAGAUUUCGUCCAAAGACCCCUAUGAUCUUAAGGCUCUGAAUAAGACCUCAAGGAAGAAGUUAGACCAAUAUCAGGUAUUCUUCUUCCUUCUUCAAACCCAAUCACAAUACCUUGCUCGUCUAUUCCGCCGACUUCGCGAGAUUAAUACAUCAGACAAAGAAUACGAAAGAAUCAGGCACCUGAUGAUGGGUCUUUUCGGAUAUUCUCAGAAGAGACGCGAGGAGUACUAUCUCGUCAAGCUUCUUGCCCGUUCUGCCAAGGAGGACAUAGAAACGUUCACAUCACUCCCCGAAUAUAUGCGCUGCAAUGCUUUCUGGAACAAACUCUUCGGAUCGUACGCAAAGUCGCCCCGGGACCGAAAGUUCAUGCGAGAUGUUUUGGGAACGGUUGUGAAAGAAUCUGUCAUUGAGAACCCUGAUCUUGACCUGGAGAGCGAUCCAAUCCAGAUUUACCGUUCUUCUAUCAACAACGAGGAGCUUCGAACAGGUCAGCGUAGCCGUCGGCGACCAGACCUUCCCCAUGAAGAAGCGAUCAGAGACCCCGAGACCCGAGAGUUAUUCAUUCAGCACUUGCAAGAUUUGCGCGAUAUUGCUGACCAAUUCUUUGCCGGAUUCGAAGAGUUUUUGUCUCGCAUGCCGUUUGGUAUUCGUUAUCUCGCCCAGCAAAUGUAUGAAGGUCUUCUUGCGAGGUUUCCCAAUGAGGAUCCUGGAUUUGUCCUCCAAAUAGUUGGUCACUGGGUUUGGAAAAACUACUUCCAGCCUGCCGUGCUUGAGCCAGAGAGGUAUGGAGUUGUGGAUCGGGGUCUCACUCAAGAGCAAAAAAGGAACCUUGGUGAAAUUGCCAAGGUCAUUGCGCAAGUGGCUUCCGGUAGACUAUUUGGUGCCGAGAACGUCUAUUUACAGCCGCUCAAUUCCUAUAUCGGCGAGUCCAUACAGCGGCUUGGACGUAUCUGGGGACAAAUGAUCACCGUCCAGGAUGCCGAGGCUUACUUUGACAUUGACGAGUUUAACGAUCUUUACGCCAAGGCAAAACCGACUUUGUACAUCAAGAUGUCUGAUAUUUUCUCAAUCCAUCAGCUGGUUGCCUCCGAGAUCGAUUUCCUGUGCCCGCACCCCGACGAUUUCCUUAAGCAGCUUGUGCGGGAUCUCGGAAAUGUGAAGAGCAACGAAAAUGAGUUGAUGAGCGUGAGCUCAACAGAAAUCAAUCUCACACUCAACCCAAAACUCGCCCAAACAGAAGACCCGGAAGCAGAAGUCAAGACGCUGUUUAUGGAAACGAAGCGAUGUAUACUCUACAUCAUCCGAGUUCAAAGCGGUGCAAAUUUGAUGGAUAUCAUGCUCAAGCCACCAACCACGGAAGAUGAGCAGCGAUGGCAUACGCUGGUACGAGAGGAGCUGAGCACAAACAACCCACGCCGAGGUGCCUACUCCGAGGCCAGCACUUUGAUUGACAUUGGAUCCAUGGGCUAUACAGAGCUCAAGGGGAUUGCCCUCGAGAACAUUCUUCGUCUUGAGCAAUUCGGGAAGAUCAGUCGCCACAAUCAUUACCAAGAUCUCCUCAACGCUAUUGCUAGUGAUAUACGCACAAAGCAUCGUCGACGGAUCCAGAGAGAGCGCGAGUUGGAAGGCGCACGAUUGACGUCAGCUCGUCUCAAUGACCAAGCCAUUUACCUGGAUCAGCAGCUGAAGACUUACAACGACUACAUUGAACAGGCUAUGAUUACUCUUCAAAACAAGAAGGGAAAGAAACGAUUCCUUAUGCCUUUCACGAAACAAUGGGACCACCAACGAGAACUCCAGAAGUCGGGCAAGGUGUUCAAAUUUGGUUCAUACAAGUACUCCGCUCGCACCUUAACUGACCGAGGUGUCUUGGUCUCCUGGAAGGGCUACUCCGAGAGACAAUAUGACCGUGUGGAUCUGACAAUUUCCAGCAACGAGGUUGGAGUGUUCACCAUUGAUGGCAGCAGUGGCAACAUGAUGGUUCCUGGCGCCAACGCUCAAGUGCCUCUGGACGACUUGCUGCAAGCCCAAUUUAACAACACACAAUUUAUGGACUUUUUCGACGGACAGAUGCGGGUUAACGUUAACCUCUUCUUACAUUUGAUUAUGAAGAAGUUCUACAACGAAUAA
This is a messenger RNA of Penicillium macrosclerotiorum, 5139 nucleotides long. RefSeq names its product putative Ras GTPase activating protein. The record is from RefSeq and is a predicted model, not a curated record. NCBI's taxonomy places the organism in Eukaryota, Fungi, Ascomycota, Eurotiomycetes, Eurotiales, Aspergillaceae. The transcript has 3 exons. Bases 1 to 5139 code for a protein of 1712 amino acids. Gene Ontology annotation, cellular component: cell cortex. Gene Ontology annotation, biological process: regulation of actin cytoskeleton organization; regulation of GTPase activity. Gene Ontology annotation, molecular function: GTPase activator activity; protein binding.